Messenger RNA from Sinocyclocheilus anshuiensis, 2689 nucleotides. RefSeq names its product F-box/LRR-repeat protein 5-like. The coding region runs from base 50 to 1858 and encodes 602 amino acids. Gene Ontology annotation, molecular function: protein binding. Lineage: Eukaryota; Metazoa; Chordata; Actinopteri; Cypriniformes; Cyprinidae. The record is from RefSeq and is a predicted model, not a curated record. Gene Ontology annotation, cellular component: SCF ubiquitin ligase complex. Gene Ontology annotation, biological process: SCF-dependent proteasomal ubiquitin-dependent protein catabolic process; intracellular iron ion homeostasis. The transcript has 10 exons.
GGCCUCUCGCGCUCAGUCCACGGUGGCAGCUGAAGCUAAUGGAGGCGCGAUGGCUCCGUUUCCCGACGAGGUGGAUGUUUUUACCGGGCCUCACUGGCGCAUGAAGCAGCUGGUGGGGCUCUACAGAGAGAAGCUGUCCAACACCAACUUCUCCAACAACAGGGACUUCCGCUUGUUUCUGCAGUCGCUCCUCGCCACGUUUGAGGAGUUCAAGAUGCACGAGCAGAUCGAGAACGAGUGCAUCAUGGAGCUGCUGCAGGAGCGCAGUCAGACCGUGUAUCACGUGCACGCCGACAACAAGCUCUCUGAGAUGCUGUCGCUCUUCCAGAAGGGGCUGCGCAGCGUCAAGAGCGAGUGCGAGCAGCUGAAUUACGCGCAGCAGCUGAAGGAGAGACUGGAGGCCUUUACCCAGGACUUCCUUCCUCACAUGAAGGAGGAAGAGGAGGUGUAUCAGCCCAUGCUGAUGGAGUACUUCACGUACGAGGAGCUGAAGGCCAUCAAGCGGCAGGUGAUGCUGCAGCACUGCAGUAAUCUCUCGUGGAGCUCCGCCGCAGACCUGCUGAAGGGCCUGAACCUCUGGAGCCACGCCGAGGAGCUGCACAAAGCCUUCAAAUACUCCGACCACGAGAAGACCGAGGACGAGCGGGGCACGGUCUCGGUGCUGCCGCAGGAGCUGCUGCUGAGGGUCUUCAGGUUUCUGGGGCCGGAGGAUCUGUGUCGCUGUGGACAGGUGUGCAGCGUCUGGGCUCAGGUGGCCAAGACCGGAUCUCUGUGGGGACACCUGUACCCCGUCCGCUGGGCUAGAGGUGCGCUAUGGAUCGAUCAUAAUAGGACCAUGAAUAAAUACCCUGAUUUCUCCAUCCAGGUGCAACAGAUCCUCAGUUUGUGCCCAAACCUGGCUCACCUGGAUCUCACGCAGACUGACAUCUCCGACUCUGCCUUUGACAGCUGGGCGGAGUUCGGGGCGUGUCGUACUCUAGAGCGGCUGGAUCUCUCGGGAUGCGACAAAAUCACGGACCGCACACUGAAGAUCCUGUCACUGGGAUUGGGCGACUUAACUACAUCCAGCCCGGAUCACAGAGCCAAGCUGCUGAAAGCCCCGCCCUCUCCCAUCAAUUUCCAGGACGAGUGUUCGCUCCCACCAAUGGGACGCAGCUGCCAGGAUCUCAUUUUCAAGCGGAGACCUGGUGGGCGUGGCUCCGGCUGUGGCCCUGCCCACGUGUGGGUUCUCGACCCGUCCAAAUUUGCCGACAUCGAGGAUGUGGCCGACUGGAGCAAACGAGGGGGCGUGUCUGUGCAGGAAAAUGGGCGUGGUGGCAGCUCGUGCUGCUGUAGGAGGAGGCGGAGCUUCAGGACUGGUAUUAGCUCCUCCUACUGGCAGUACGGCUCUAUGGGCGACGCCCUCUGUGGUCACUCCACCUGCUGUACCUCCGACGUGGCGCUCUGGACGGUGAGAGAUGCGCGCUGUGACCUCCAGGCCACAGGGGGCAGUGUUGAGUAUCGGACUAAAUGCUCGUUUGAGGGUGAAUCUUGCCCCGAGCAUCACAACAGGACUGACCAAUCAGGAGCCUAUCGGGCACUCAGGUUCCUCAGCCUGUCCGGAUGCUAUCAGAUCACGGAUCUCGGCCUGAGGUGUCUGUCUCAGCGAGGAGGACUCCCUCUGCUGCUGCAUCUCAAUCUCUCCGGCUGUCUGCUCAUCACGGGGGCGGGGCUUCAGGAGCUGGUGUCCGUUUGCCCCUCCCUCAACAUCGAGCACUUUUACUACUGCGAUAACAUUAACGGUCCUCAUGCUGACGAGGCCAGCGGGUGUCAGAAUCUGCAGUGUGGCUUCAGGGCUUGCUGUCGAUCCGGAGAGUGAUGCUCUUUUCUCUGUGUUCAUCUCUCUUUACCCCUCUCUCAUCUCUCAUCCAUGUGCACUUUAAUCGGGAAAUUGGUUCGAGAUGCUCUUCGACGCAACUUGCUUUCCCUAAAAUCAAAAACGCUUCAAAUAAAGUGAAAUUCGGCAUUGCAAACCUUCAUCUGAGAGCUAUGUGUAAAUAACUCGACUGUCCGCAGGAUUUUCUGAUGCUCUUUAAUUGGAAAUUGAGUGCUUUAAGUUGCCAGUUCAGCAUAGUGUGGGUUUUUUGUUUUGAGUAUUUCACCCAGGCACAUAACGCCUCCGUCUCUAACUCAAUUCUGACUUUACUGAGCCAUUACUUUAGGUUUGAUGUUAAAAUCACCUGCUUUGGUUCCCCUACUCUGGACUAAUAAGGUCGUGAAUAGGAAAAGACUCUAGAUAAGUUAAUAGGCUUGAGUUCACAAACUCAUUGAGUUGUAGUUUGUCAAACAAUGCAGGUUUCUUUUGGAAACAGCCAGUUAAUAACCAGUGUUCGUAACCUGAUGCGGAAAUGACUGGAUGGCUGCCAGAUAGUCAGUUGCUAAUAUUCUCUCCAGAGCUUUGAGCGAAACAUCGUCUGUGAUUAAAUAUCUGGCAACCGUGUCAAAGUAGAGACCUUUUCCCAUAAUUCAAGCUUUGGUUGGUUCAAAAAAAGUAGUUUGUGAGCUGUAAUAAGUCCUGGGUGUGUUACACUCGUUAAUUCUCCACUCAUUCUUCUUGAGUUUUUUUUUUUUGUUGUUGUUUUUUUUAGAUGCUGCAUGAUCAUGUUUCUUUUGAGUUCAUUAGCUGACCAUUAAAAGCACCUUGAGAUAA